Molecule: messenger RNA, 696 nt
Organism: Diplodia corticola
Lineage: Eukaryota; Fungi; Ascomycota; Dothideomycetes; Botryosphaeriales; Botryosphaeriaceae
Exons: 5
Coding region: 1-696 (231 amino acids)
Source: RefSeq, a predicted model, not a curated record
AUGCACUGCACGCCCACGACCCUCACCGCCCUCGCCCUCGCCAUGGGCGCCGCAGCCGCCGGCCUGGACGACUGGCACUUCGGCAACAUGUUCAGCGUCGGCCCCGUCUCUGGCGACGUCUACAUCGCGAAAGCGACAUGGUCUUUGACGCCGCCCGCCACCCCCUGCGGCACCGUGACCCAGGACUCCAACGACGACCCGUGGAUGUCCAUCUGGAUCGGAGUGGCGCAGUCGCUCACGGACGACGGGACGGACCUGUUCCAGCCGCUGUUGAACUGGUCGCCGGAUCAGGAGGCGCAGUACUGUUCGGCGUCGGUGGAGGAGUGGUGCGUUGCUGCUAGCACGUAUACGCCUAUCGACGUCGACAGCUCCGCAAAGGUAUCCCAAAAAGUGUGGACCAACGGCAAGCUCGUUUCCCAGCAAUCCGACUCCGACGGUAUUGCGCCCAAGUGUCUCUAUUCCGGCAACGAAUGCUACAAAGGCACGUGCGGAACGCUGGCCAGCUACAACUGGAGCAACCUUACCAUCGUCCUCAGCGCGGCUGAUAAGACCUUCGGGGAUAGCUUGGUCCUCGCGAAUGCUACUUCCAGUGGCCUGAAGACAUCUGAUGACGGAAAGACUUGGCACGUUGAUUCGAUCGAGAUCGAGGAGGACCACUUCUACUUUGGCGUUGCUCAAAGUGACUGCUCGCCAUGA